This is a messenger RNA of Aureobasidium musti, 1380 nucleotides long. Lineage: Eukaryota; Fungi; Ascomycota; Dothideomycetes; Dothideales; Saccotheciaceae. The record is from the annotation of a GenBank genome assembly.
AUGCUUGGUUACCUGACAGAUAUACUCACGGGCACUCGCCGCAGAAGACACCCAUCAGUAAUCCUCGUUCUGCAGCGUCUGACUUCGACCAGCUUGCUGCAUAUCGUGCCCGAAACUGACGACGUAGAGCAUGUUGAGUUUGCACCACCGGCAUUUACCUACCGUGGAACUUUAGAACGGUUUCGCGAACAGAUAGCCACAGUCUCAAUAUACGCCGCGGGUAACAACAUCGACGAAUACCUGGUAGAAGUCGGUCAUCGGGCGACUAAGAUCUUAAGCGACCGCAGAACUCCUGGCCUCGAAGGCAACCGUUUCUUGUCCAUCGAACAGGCUUUGCGAUCUGCAGUAUCUGCGAGCCUGGAGAGCCGACUAAACGAUCCUCCAAAGAUUGGGGACCAACUUUUCCCAGUGUUCUUGGUACACAUCGAUCGACCGAAGCCAGAGAAGAUCUUGUCGAACGAGUUUACGAGCUUGGGAGGAACAACCAUACUCGAUUUCGGUCGUCAGUUCUACAUCUACGCACCCUCUACAAUCUUAAAACUUGGAACAGACGAAGGCGAGGCAGCGAUGACCGCCCUCGCUCACAACAUUCUCGGCAAAGUCGUCCCCAAUGUCUCCGGGCUGGUACACAUUGCCGAUCUACAAGAUCAAGGCCUACUCCUCGAUCAUCAACCAGGUAUUCCUCUUGUCGAGCUCUGGUCGACACUCAGCCCCACAGAGCAGGCUACGGUUACGAAAAGUCUUGUUGAUCUGCUUGUUCGAAUGCGAGCACCGCGAGAAGGAUUAGACUACUACGGCCGUCCAAACGGACAACCGUACAUCACCCUAUCCGAAUUGGGACCAAAUGAUACCCACUCUUACUGUCACACAUACCAAGAAUGGAGUGCAUCCCGUGUGCAUGCACUCCACAAGUCCAUGGAAGAAAGUGAAAUCGAUGAAGCUCGCGUACAGGAGUUAGAGCAUAUUCAACAAGAAACAACCGCAGAGAAGAAAACCCUUAUAGACUUACCGGUUCUCACGCAUGGAGACUUGUCGGACCGCAACAUCCUGGUUGAUCCUUCUACACUUCAAGUGACUGGUCUCAUCGACUGGGAGUUGGCCAACGUUGCUCCUGCCUACUUUGAGUAUGCUGCAGCACGUCUCUGUGGCGGUCACGAUCCUCCUUGGCGAAAAGUAUUAUUAAAAGUGCUACGUCAGGUUUUGCGCAUUGAAUGUGAUCGCGCGCUCCACGAGUCAGACCCUGAGCGUGACUUCACAGCUUCUGAGAAGGAGAACCUAUUCACUAAUGCGAUGGCUGCGUGGAACUCUCUUGUCGAUGUUGAAAGAUCUGCACAAGGGUUUUCAGAUGCCUGCUAUUGGACUUUUGAAGAGAAGGCAUGA